AUGAAGAUAUUUAGAAAAGGAUUUUAUUGGUUUAGUAUAAUAAAUUUUUUAUUAUUUAAUCCAUUUAACUGUUCCUCAGAGAUAGAUGAAUUAUUUUUCAAGUAUGAAGCAAGAAGAGAUUAUGUUGAUGAGGAAGUUGAUGAUAACACAAUAAGUGAAAUAACCAAAUUUUGGUUACCAAUAAUUAUAAUUGAAUUAGUUCUUCUUUUCUCUCUUAUUAUUGUUGGACUUGAAUAUAUUACUUACUAUAUAUCUGGAGAUAUGAGUGACGACAAAAAACUAUUACGUCGUCAAAAAUAA
Messenger RNA from Strongyloides ratti, 300 nucleotides. RefSeq lists its product as hypothetical. The transcript has a single exon. The record is from RefSeq and is a predicted model, not a curated record. The coding region runs from base 1 to 300 and encodes 99 amino acids. Lineage: Eukaryota; Metazoa; Nematoda; Chromadorea; Rhabditida; Strongyloididae.